Molecule: messenger RNA, 4860 nt
Organism: Ostertagia ostertagi
Lineage: Eukaryota; Metazoa; Nematoda; Chromadorea; Rhabditida; Trichostrongylidae
Source: the annotation of a GenBank genome assembly
AUGUUCGAUAGUCAAAAAAUUCGCCGCCAAAUCGGAAUCCAGAAGAAGAAACUCGCCCGACACAUCGAGGUAUUCAAGCAGAUUCUCCGCGACAACAACAUCCCAGAAAAGGAGGUCGGUUUUCAACAGUUCAGUGAUGAAGAAAUCACAGAAUUUCAAGAAGAAAUCAUCGAUGCAAGAAACAAAUUGCUGAAAGCGUAUUCACUGAUUGAACGACUCCAUACGGAAUGGUCCAGCGCACAAGAAGCCGAUCCAAAUGAACGUCUGGUAUUCACCCAAUACUUGGAAAAAUAUGGAGACUAUACGAAGACCAUCCAAGAAGCAGUAAGUACUCUCGAAAAUUCUGACGAGCUUCUUAACCAUCUUGAUACGGAAUUCGCCAAACGUCAGUUGCCGAUUCAAAUGACACAACCUCACAACUAUGAAGGGACUCCACAACAACUACUUCAUGUUCAACAACUAUCCAGCAAGCAGCAGCGUCAAGAAACAACAUCAACAACGAACUUCGUAGAUGCAUCAAUUCUGAGCAGACUCGAUCUACCAUCCUUCGACGGUAACCUGUUGGAAUAUCCAGAAUUUUUUGCACGCUAUUCGACAUUAAUCGGCGACAAGAAAGAACUUGAUGACACAACUAAGUUCUCUCUAUUGAAAUCAUGCUUGCGAGGACGAGCACUGCACUCAAUCCAGGGACUCGCUCUGACGGCAACAAACUAUCAAAUCGCUCUCGACAUUCUGAAGACCAGGUUCGAUGACAAGGUAACUACACGACACAUCUUAUUCAGUCAACUCGCCAAUUUACCUCCAUGUGAUCCAGAAGGCAAAAAUCUCCAAUCACUCUACAAUAAGAUGUUCGCCUUAACCAGACAAUUCUGUUCAUACGAAGACGACUCCAAAGAAAUCGCACUUGGCGCCAUCCUCAUCAAUAAACUUCCGCGUCACAUAAGGAGCAGAAUCUACGACGCAACAGGAAACUCCCACAACCUCACACCAACGGAGCUGUUACACAUACUGACGUCAAUCGUUCAUAAGGAGGCUACUCUGCAAGAAAUAGAAUUCCACUGCAAGAGCUUCCAACAUCCCCACGAAGAUGCGUAUGCCAGUCUGCACAGAAGUCAGAAGAAAAACUUCCGAGAGAGCCCUCGUUUUCGACGCGAGCCUACACAUACGAGAAGACUUCAGCCAACAAACUCGACGUCCAACAAGCUCAGAUGUACCUUUUGUGAGUCAAAUCAACAUUCAACUUUCUAUUGCACCAAGUUUCCUACCCCACAACUUCGUGCUCAAAUCACUAGAGAUAAGAAACUUUGCUUCAAUUGUCUCUCCAGCAAACACCGCACGAAGGAGUGUCCGUCGAAAAAAUUUUGCCAGACGUGUGCGCGACGUCAUCAUACGACGCUAUGUUUCCAAACAUCCGCGAAACAACAGGAUCAAAGGAAAUACCGUCAUGAUUCAUUGGAAGCAGCACCAUCAAAUGUAAAACACAAGGAAGUACGAAACCAGCAGGUACACUUCGUUUCCAGUGCUGUACCUUCGACUACUCAACAAGAAAACAAUACCAUCGCGAACGAAGUAACUGCCUCAACCAACUCUUCUGACGUUUUGCUGACACCGCCAUCUACACCCGUUCUACUGAUGUGCACUGAAGUAGAAGUCUUCAAUCCCAAGAAUCCGGAACAAGUCGUCAAGACGACUGCCUUUCUCGAUAGUGGAUCCAGUAGAAGUUACAUCACAACAGAUCUCGCGAACAGGCUCGCACUUCCCAUCGAGGAAACAGAAGAACUCUCCAUGUUCACAUUUGGAACAGUGAAACCAGUCUCUCUGUCUGCGACUCAUCACGCCAUAGGACUUCAAACGCUCAAAGGAGCCCAGAUUCUCUUUGUCAAAGCCAUUCAACACUUGACAAACGAUUUAAAAAUAGUCACGUUUACAGAAGAACUCGAAAAAAUGGCCACUUUCGCUGCUGAAUCAAAGAAGCCAUCUAUACUCAUCGGCGCGGACUACUUCUGGAACAUCAUCCUGUCGGACGAUUUCUACGUGAAAAACUUACCAAGCGAUGCUUCGAAAGCUGGAUACUGUGCCGUAGCUUACCUCGUAGAAAUCAAUGAGACUCGAUCAUCUACAAUCCUGAUGUCAAAGACUCGACUGGCACCACUAAAAUCCCUCCUAACAAUACCUCGACUCGAGCUAUCCGCCAUCAAUCUAGGAUCAAUGCUCUUGAAACAUAUACUCGCCAACCUCGACAUUCCGAUUGACAAAACCUUCAUAUGGUCCGACAGCAAUGUGGCAUUGAUGUGGAUCAAGAGCAGAGCAACCCUACCUGUAUUCAUACGGAAUCGAAUCAAUAGCAUAAGAAUGAACGCUCCUGACGCUAUCUUACGAUUUACUCCUGGUAACAGCAAUCCCGCCGACGCUGGUAGCAGAGGAGUCUCCAUAGGACAGCUCGUUUCAGAUGAUACCUGGUGGAAAGGACCACACUUCCUCACAAAAACAGAAGAUCACUGGCCGGCUGACAUUUCUUCCGAACAGAACCAGGUCUCCUGCCAUGUCGACGAAGUCCACACGGCUCCGCCACCGACGAAUACACUAUUCCAACCCGAGCGAUUCAGCAGCUGGUUACGUUUACUUCGAGUGGUUUACACCAUUCUUCUUUUCAUCGUCAAAAAAUCGAACAAGGCUAAACAACAGUUUGGAGAAUCAAGUUCACAACUUCAUGAAAAGGCCGAAGCAAUCACGGAACAGCUGAACCUCUACUUCUGUAAAGAAACAAAACUAUGGAAGUCUCGAGGAAGAGUGGAGAAUGCCGAUCUCCCAAAAGAAGCGAUUAGCCCCGUAUAUCUGCCGCGAGAAAGCCAUAUAACUAGCCUGUAUGUUCUCCAUGUUCACGUUACCAAUAACCACUGCGGAGUCAACCAUAUACUAACCGAACUUCGUCAAAAGGUAUGGAUAACAAAAGGAAGGCAUACUAUAAAGCGAGUGCUCAACAAACUCUGCUAUCACUGCAAACGCUAUACGGCUCAACCAUUCAAGCUUCCGGAAUUCCCGCCGCAUCCAGCAAAACGUGUUCGACGUCCCAAUUAUCCCUUUGAAAGCGUAGGGAUGGAUUACGCAGGACCACUUCUAUGCAAAUCCGACGAAAACAUACCAGCGAAGUAUUGGAUAAUACUUCUAACAUGCCUGAAUACAAGAGCAAUUUACGUCGAUCUUGUUUCCGAUAUGUCCGCGAAGAAGUUGCUACACACACUCAGAAGAUUCUUCGCAACUGUCGCAUACCCGAAGUGGAUUCUGUGCGACAACUCGCAAACGUUCAAGUCAAUCGCGGAUCUACAAUCUUCCUUUACGACUAAAGAAGAAAGAGGCCUGGACAUAAUCGACUACUGCGCACAGAGGAAAAUCGAAUUCAAAUUCAUUCCCAGCUUCAGCCCAUGGCAGGACAAAAACCUAGAAAGAGGACAAUGGCAGAUCGGUCAAAUAAUAUCGUCAUCCGAUAACUACCAACGUUCGGCAAACGUCAAGCUACCUUCCAAAAGAAUCAUCACAAGACCAAUUAACCUGCUUUGCAAAAUGGAAAUUUGCGAUACAAAAGAAACAACACCCGAAGAAGCCUCGCCACCAACUCCACCACGUGGACACCCAAUGAUGACAAGAUCGAAGACGCUCGCUAAAAAUGCUGGAACACUCCUCUCUCUAGCGAUUGUCGUCACAUUAUGUUCAACGACGAACGCAUCCACAAGGUGUCCGUCCGAGCUCAACAUUCCAAAGAAGAUCAUAUAUGCAACCAAUUGUGUAAAUCAAGGAGUAGCACUUGCUACAUAUCAAUCAAGCGAAGGGACUAAAGUAUGCUGGUUCCCAAUUUCAUGUCCUACCGGACACAUUCGAGUGUCGAUUCCAUUGCUUCAGAAUCAAGCCCUUUGUGGCCCAGAAUGUACAUGUCCUUCAUGGGCAACUUCAUGCUCCUUCACCACAACUUCAAAGAGAAACUCUUCAAAUCUUUCCAACGUUCCGUUCGACAUCUCAUCCUAUGUUCCGGACAAGGCAUGGGGAGUAACAACCAAAGAAUACUACGGGCAUCUUGCACCUAUGACUUCUGAAAUGAAAAUCUCAGCAAUCUGUGUCAAAGGAGGAGCACAAAUAACCUCAACCGUACCUAUGGAUGCACUGGAAGCAUGCAUUGCAAAUUAUUGCCUCUUUAUCACGAAUUCAACAAAUUCGCCAGCCAUGUUCCCUACUGCUCUCAUUGCAUUCGAUUACGAAGUACAUAUCUCAGCAUGGUCAAAGGGAAAACUCAUUCACCGUCAACAGCUCUUCUGUCAAGCUCAAGCUAUCUGCGAAAUGAUACAGUGUACAGUUUGCUGGGAAUCCAUCUACAAUCUUCACUGCUGGACGAAAAUUCAAUUAGUCAUAGCAGGACUUAUCACUAUCAUCGCCUUCAUCGGACUUACCUUACUAUCACCCUUGUUACACCUCUUUGCCCUCUUAGUCGACAUCAUGUUUCGCAUGUGCAGAUUUGCUGUCAGACGACUUCGCCCCUGCCCGACACGACAGAAAAGACCAUCAGGAUUCCGACAAUAUACUGGCUAUCGACGGAAACUUUUGAUCGCAAUCAUCAUCUUCGGAUUGCAGUCAAGUACACCAUGCUCAGAUUUCAUCUCAUUCACCGCUUCGGAAGAGAUGUGCGUCAGUUCCGAAACAAAUCAGACAUGCACGUACAACCAGGCUACAAUCAUGACUCUCCAACCUCUUGAUCAGGAAACAUGUCUGAUCCUCAAAGACAACGAACGACAAAUCAGUUGGCCUCCUUACCAUCAGGAUCAAGGACAUCUACUACACAUGUCAAAAAAGAACAGAGUUCUACACGCGUGA